AUGGUCGCUGUUGAUAUCACAGUGGUUUCAUUGAUGUUCUGCGGCUCGGCCAAGUAUGCGCAAACGGGAAGCUAUUGCGAUCUAACGUCAUUUAGACUAGUCUCCAAAACUAUCUCAACCUUCAAAUCGACGUUUUUCAAAGGCAAAAACCGAGUUUCGUGUGGAUCUGCAUAUGUUCGACGAGUGUUGGCUGUGCGUUUGCACUCUGAACCGUUCGACAUUAAUCCUUUUGUAUAUGUAUAUCACCACGAUCCUUUGCAAUGUGAAUCUGAAAUGUUAUGUUUGGUGCCGUUAUCGCGAUGGAAAGAUGUGUUGCAGCGAUAUAACUAUAGGUAUCGCCCUGUCUCAAGUCAAGACACCAAGUUACAAACAAAUGACUGUUACAUCAUCUUCCGUCUCUGCUUCAAUUACGCGGGACUGCAGACUCAGAUACAACUCAUCCACUGUCCCUCGAAUAUCAGGUUGUCAACAAGGUCGAGCAAUGGAAGCUCACUGCCCUCAGCAACAUUCAAACAGGAGCUUGCGCGUAUCUCUCCGGAACUGGUUUUGUUUGGGAUUGGGCGCGCUUCUGGGACCUGGGGUUGGAGAUGGAUUCCCAGAUUUUUCUGUCGUCUUUUUUAUUUUUACAUCAAUCCUAUCAUCAGUGCAAUCACAGGCCCUGUCUAUUUGUUUUGCCUUCCAGCAGUUCAUCCAGACCCCAGGAAGUCUCUCAACGAUCGACUGGUUAACUUGAACUAUCUCGGAUUUAUCCUGAGUGCAAGAAUGCGGGACUUUCACUAUGGGAUUAUCUUCGCCGGCAACUUGUGGCAGUGGAGCGAUAGUUGUGCUAUUUUUGAUGGUAGUACUCUAUCUAUGGUGUCCUCCUUGCUCUUUAUGGACUGCAACAAGCCUAUUGCACCCUCACAUCUCCCGAGACCAGGUCGCUCCCCGCCAUCCACCCAGGUCCCAAACACAUAUCCUAUGUCGCACCAUCACCACCUGCACCAAUACAUAAACGGUAUAUCGCUCAUGGCCACGCUGCGACUACUUCUCUACCUCAUGUUCGCCAUCACUUUCAACCUCACCAGCGGUUGGGCCCUCUCCAUGAUCAAGUACCAAAUGCCAAUGUGUUUGGUGUGGGGCAUUGCUAUAACUUUUGCUGAUGCAUUGUUUGUGGCUUAUCCCUCACCGUCGACACCAACCGCACAUAUCUAUGGCUUCGGUAUUCUCAUGGGAAUCGGAGCUGGAAUUACCCUGUAG
Molecule: messenger RNA, 1239 nt
Organism: Histoplasma capsulatum G186AR
Lineage: Eukaryota; Fungi; Ascomycota; Eurotiomycetes; Onygenales; Ajellomycetaceae
Exons: 5
Coding region: 1-1239 (412 amino acids)
Source: RefSeq, a predicted model, not a curated record